Panthera uncia (snow leopard) is the source of this 9169-nucleotide messenger RNA. RefSeq names its product aftiphilin (gene AFTPH). The transcript has 10 exons. Gene Ontology annotation, biological process: intracellular transport. The coding region runs from base 5368 to 8166 and encodes 932 amino acids. The record is from RefSeq and is a predicted model, not a curated record. Gene Ontology annotation, cellular component: AP-1 adaptor complex; trans-Golgi network membrane. Gene Ontology annotation, molecular function: clathrin binding. NCBI's taxonomy places the organism in Eukaryota, Metazoa, Chordata, Mammalia, Carnivora, Felidae.
ACCUGAGCUGAAGUCAGUCGCUCAUAGGACUGAGCCACCCAGGUGCCCCUAAAUGAUACUUUUCAAAGCAAGACUUCUAGGAAUAAGAUCUUUAAUAUUUGCAUAUAUCUUAAUGAGAUCAGUUGUUUAAAGAGGCAAAAUGAAGAAUUGUUUGGAUGCAGAAAUGUUGACCUCAAGAAUUUGUAGGUAAAACAAACACUUCUGCUACAGUGACACUCAGAAUCUGAAGCGUUCAUUUCUUAAGGCCUUUGUUUUUAGUAGCCAUUUAUAGAGUAAUAAACCUACAUUAAGUUAACUUUUUAUGCCAAAUAUUUUUAAUGGCAUAUUUAUUUCUUAAAAAUCAUACCAAGAGUUUCAAGUAUCAAAUUCAAAUCUUUUAUCAGGAGCCCAAAUGAAUGAAUAUUCAAUACUUUUUACCUGUGGUUAUCAUUUCUUCUUUCAUAUUUCAGACUCCUUCCUCUAUAUCCUAAUGAGCCAGCAGGUGCUAGGUUUCUGUCUCCUUAGGGUUCAGAAGUUUACUUGAAACAAGUGGCAAGUGUUCCACCUAAAUAAAAGGUACAGAUUUUAAUCAGAUUGCCAGUGACCUUGGUUUCUGGAAGUAGAGAAAAGGUUAUUGUUGCUGUUUACAUUUUAAUUUCUUAACAUUCAACUGAAACUGAUUAUUCAGACAGGAUUUUAUUUUUUCCAAGAAUUCUGUAACAUUUAUGUUAUAUGUUAAUAUCUGUUUCAAGGAUUAUUGCAGUAACUUAAAUUUGAUCCUUUAAGGAAAUUUUCCAAGUGCCAUUUUUAAGUAUUGAAAAUUUUAUGUUGAGAACGUUUUUUUGUUUAACUCUUUUUUAAAUCUUGAGGGUGACAUUUCUUUGUGAUACUCUCAGGUAAAUGUGUAUGGCAGAACUUUAAGAAAUGUUUGUACACUCAAACCAUUGUAAGUUAGGGAAGGCUUUUUAUAAGAAAAAGUACAAAUUUCAUUGCUUUACCUGUAUCAGUUCAGUGAAGUUUGCAGACGUUUAUAUCACCCCAAAAGUUAUAAAGUCUGGCAGCAUUCUUAUCCUUUGGUAUUUAAUUCACUGGUUCUCAACCUUUGCUAACAACCAGCAGCAUUUUUGAAACUUUUAAAAAUACAGGUCUUUAGAUCCACCUGUUCUAUUAAAAAAAGGAAAACUUAACACAAAGCUAAGAUUGAGAAACAUUGGUUAAUAGGCUGCUAGAGGAGAAAAACAUGGGGAAAAAUUUUUGAUUUACUUUGAAUGUAAUAAAAGAGAUAGAUAUAAAGAGGGAUUAAUUGAUUCAGAAAGGCAGCCUAACCUAAUGAAAACACUGGCUUUAAUGUUAGAGUCCUACUUUCCGUACUUUGAAACCUUGAGCAGAUUAUUUGACCUCUCUGAGCCUGUUUUCUCCUGUGUAAAAUGGAUGGUUGAGGUUAAAUUAGUGUAUGAAUAGCACCUCUCAUAGUACCUAUGACAUCAUAACUUGAUAAGUAUUGAUGAUCUCGCUUCACAGGAAACUUCAUGCCUGAAUGGGUUUUGAAGGUGUAGUAAAUGAGUUCUCUAAGCAAGUAAGAAUAGGAAAUUAGAAGAAAUGACUUGUGACAUAGUGCCAGUGGAGGAACCAGGGGGGUAGUUUUGUCUAGAUGGAGUAAAGAGAUAGUAUCUUAGCCAUGGAUAAGAUAGGAAUAUCAAGUGGACUGUAGUAAUCUUGGCCAAAAAUAAUGAGACCCUGAAAUGAGACCCUAUAGGUCACAGGAUGUUAAAUAUAUCGAAGAUUUAAUUUGUGGGAGGGGGAAUGGCAAAGUAGGGGGCAGUCAGGGCUAUCACUCAGAUUUCAGGACUUAGAAUUCAGAACGUUGUAUAGGAACAAGUAGUUUCUGUUCUUGAAGUACAGGUUGAUUUCAGUUUGGAAUUGGAGAAUAUGAGAUAUCUUUGGGACAGUCAAAUAAAGAUAUUCAGAAAGGCAUUUGGGUACAUAGAUCCAGAGGUUGCGCAGCCCAUAGAUAGGGGUUUCAGCAUUAUGAACAUAUAUUAAAAAAAAAAAAAAAAUUGGAUGAGAUCUCUCUCUGGGAUAAGGAAAUAUGGGAAACACUGAAAUUUAAGAGGCAAGCAGAAGGCAGAUCUGUUGGAGGAGAAAGGAUAUCAUAGGCAAGAGGGAAAUCCAGAGAAAAUGCCUUUCAGAAACUUUUUUCACUUAAAAAUGUGUUUUAGGCACCUUUUCCUAUUAGUAAUGUAGCCUUAUCUUUUUUUUUAUGGCUAUACUUUUUAUUUACCCUAUUCCUCAUUGAUAAAUAUUUAAGUUACUUUCAGUUGCUUUUUAAAACAAUGCAGGAAUUAACAUUUGUAUGGAAUGAUCUUUGUGUACUUACAUGAAUGCUUCUGUAGGAUACAUUCUCGUGGAUGAAAUUAUUUAGUCCAAAAAAUGUGCAUUAAAAUUUGUGGUGUAUUGUAGAGUUGCCUGGAGUAUAAACCAACAUGUACUCUGACCAAUAGUAUCUUUAAUUUUAUCCUUAAAGUGGCUUGCUUCCUAGAUUGAGGGUAUUAUGAAUUUGAAAAAUAGUAUUUUUUUAUUUAAUGCAAAAUUCUGCGAAUAGGAAAGGAACACUUUCAUUUUAUCAAAUUAUGUGGUUCAUUCAAAUAAUGUAAAAUGGGUUAUUUCUAUCAAACUCAUCAGAGGAGAAUUGAUGUCUUAAAUAUGCAGAAUAGAAAUACUGCAGAAGUUUUAAGUCACCUUAAAUUAUAUUGCUUACAUGCUCCAACGAUAAAAAAAACUUCAGAUUUCAAAUUUUUUUUUGUUACUUGACAUCGUUCAUAACGUCUGUAUGGAAGGACUUAGCUUUUCCUAACCCCAGUGGUACUAAUAGUAUUUAGGGGAAAUUGUUGGUUUUGGUCAUUCUCUCUAAACUCUUCAGUGUCCGUUUUGGGUGUUUUUGGGUUUUUUUGUUUUUACUUAAAGUUAUGACCUAUUUCUGGUUUAUAAAUUUAGGUUUGUAAAAUCAAGUUAGGGAAUCAUGACCAGCUUUUACGAUAAAAUGGAAUAGAACUAAAAAUAUCAAGAGUACCCAGAGAGUAAGGGGAAGGUACUGUUUGGUGAAGUUUGUUUUUGGUUUUGGUUUUUUUUCCCUUAAUGUGUAUGUGUUGGGUCAUCAUGCAAAAUGUAUUGCUUUUGUGGGUUAUGUGAGGGAAAGUUUAAAAUUCUGCUUUAUAGGACAGGCUUAUUCUCAAAUCAUUUCUAACCAAAAUAAUAAUUUUUUUUUUUUUAAUUUUUACCCUUUAGCCUUUCUACCUUUAAUGAGAAAGUAAAACUUUAAACCAAGAAACAACACCAUUAAAAGGUCAACUACCUAGAAUUUGUUUGCUAUGGGAAUUCCUCCCAUAGUUUCCAUGAAGGUUAUCAGUACAGGUAGACCUACUUGUGGCAUUACCUGUGUAUAUUACACACAUGUACACUCUUGAGCACUGUUUUGGAACGUGUUUAUAUUUGGUUUUUCACAUAUGUACCUUCUGUUUUAUAAUAAUUCCCCCCAAGGAUGUCAUUAUGUUAUCUGUGGAUGAUAUGACUAUUUUUAAGCCUGGUUCAUUGUCUGGUUUCCUUCUGUUGCCUCACACAUUUCUAGGUUAUCUUCUCAAUUGAUAGGUGGUCAGAGGAAAAUUUAAAGGAACAAAUAGCGCUUAGCAAAGACAAUUUGUAAGGUAAAUGUGCUGUUACAUAGGUCAUAUUUUAAGGCCAAAUUUGUGAGUUAUAGAUUAUCUAGGAUGCUGUCUGCAUCCUUUCUCAUUAGCUCAGAUAAUUGAAUUCUAACUGCAUUUGGUUGCAGCUUUAGACCUUUUACUAGGUGCUUUUUCUCUCUAAAAGGUGAGUUCUCAUGGUAGGCAUUUAUAACAUAGUAACACUGUCAGGAAGGGCAGCUGCCAAGAGCCUGCCGAGAUCUACAUAUUUUAGUUACAGACUAGGGGUCUUUCGUUUUGGAAAUCCACAAAGUAGGUUUCCAUGGGGCUCUUUUGUUUUCAGAAUACCAUGGGAUCUUGGUUUAAUUCAUCAGUCUUGACCGGAAUUUAAAUCUAAAGCUUUAUAGCAAGAAAUUUCUUUCAAAACAUGUCAGCUAUUCAUGUCAGUUGAUUGCAAAUCUGCGGGAAAUUUUACAUGAAGUACUAAAGAAAGUUGCUAGGAGUGGAGAACAAGAGCAGGGGAAGUUAGUUGGGCCAUCCAGAAUCACGUCACACUCUGGAGAUCCUGGCUGAUGCCUCCACUUACGGUGAGAAACUCUUCAAAUCAAAGCAGAUAGUGAUACUAGCUGGUCUGUUAAAAACCGUGAACAAAUUUUUGUACUUGAGCUGUUUUGUUUCGCUUAGCUUGUAUAAGUGCUCCCCCUUUCAACUUUUUUUUCAGACAGGUUCACAGAGGAUUGGAUUUGUUUUCUUUUGCAUGUGCUACAUUUCAGGCCCGCCUUUCUCAGAUCACGCUUACUUACCUUGACUGAACUCAGAUGUUUCCUAACUGACUUGGUGGAACAUCACAGCUAGGGUUAUAGAAACCUAGUGGGAGGUGGAGGGGCAAACAGUUCGAGAGUGGUCAGGGGAAUACAUGCCCCAGCAAGAACAAUAACCAUGUAUUCAGUUCCUCCCAUGCGGCAGGCCCUGAGCAUGCAGUGGUCAACAACGGAGGCCUGUGCCUGCACAACAUUUCCAGUCUUUUGAGCUCAAGUAAAGUACCUCUUGCAAGAGCAGUUUCAGUGGAGUGGUAGGAUGGAAGCCAGAUUGUGCUGGCUUGAGGAGUGAGUGGGAGGUUAGGAAGUAGAGAUAGCAAAUAGAUAUGGCCCUUUGAAGAAGUUUGGUGAGGAGGAGGAAAGCUAGGAGGAUACUGAAGGGAAGAGUUUUGUUUUGCUCCGAUUUGAGGGUUGGAAGACUCUUGAACACUUACAGGCUGAUGAGAAAGCAUCAGUAGUAGUGGAGAAAUUCAAAGGGUCCCCUGAGCGAGCAAUUCAGAAAGAGAACAGAAGGUCCAGGGGUUAUCUGUAGACACUAUUGUAAGUGUAAGCAAGAUUUUAGUGAAAGGAAAUGAAACUGAAGUAGUUCCUGCUUUUAGAUUCUGUUUUCAUUGUAAAGUUUCUGAGAUAUUAGGGUGGCAAAUUAGAGUGGCUCAUUUAUUCUGCAACUGUGUAAUAAGAGCAAAGAGUACUAGGGAAAAAACUGUUUCCAAGGGCUAAUGCAUCUAUCCUCAUUGCUGCUUCUGUUUUGUUGUCUUUGUUACCAACAGUUAUCCAUAUCAUUUAUUCUGUUUCAAGUUGAAGUACCUUUUUGGGAAUAACAGUAAUCUCUCAAAUAUGGCCAGUUGAUAUGAGUUAAAGGUGCAAAUUAAUUAUUUGAAAGCAAUUGAACAAUGGAGCCAGACAUCAUUCGAAUGUACUCUUCAUCCCCACCACCACUAGACAAUGGAGCCGAGGAUGAUGAUGAUGAUGAAUUUGGGGAAUUUGGUGGGUUUUCAGAAGUUAGCCCUUCUGGUGUAGGAUUUGUUGACUUUGAUACACCAGAUUAUACUCGUCCCAAGGAAGAGUUUGUACCUUCAAACCAUUUUAUGCCAAUUCAUGAUUUCUCAGAAAAUGUAGAUAGCCUUACUAGCUUUAAAUCCAUUAAGAAUGGUAAUGAUAAAGACAUCACUGCUGAACUUUCUUCUCCUGUGAAAGGACAGUCUGACGUUUUACUUUCUACCACCAGCAAAGAAAUAAUUUCAUCUAAAACUUUAGAUACUUCCAUUGAUGGCAUAGAAAGUCCAGGAGAUUUAAAUACUAUAGUGAAGCAGAGACAGAAUGUUGGAACACCUGAAAGUUUCUCUCCAGGAGAUUUUAGAACUGAUAUGAAUGUUGUUCAUCAAAACAAGCAGUUAGAGAGCUGCAAUGGUGAAAAGCCUCCAUGUCUGGAGAUUCUAACAAACGGGUUUGCAGUAUUGGAAACUGUAAAUCCUCAGGGAACAGAUGAUCUGGACACCGAAGCCGAUUCAAAAGGACGAAAGCCUCUUAGCACUCAUAGUACUGACUAUAACUUAGACUGUGCACCUAGUCCUGCUGAGGAAUUUGCAGAUUUUGCUACAUUUUCCAAAAAGGAAAGGAUACAACUAGAAGAUACAGGAUGUGCAGUUUUAAAUGAUAGAGAAGCAUUAACCAUUCAGGAAAAUAAUAAAAUUAAUAGAGUCAGUGAACUGAGUUCUGUAAAAGCACUGUCUUUGGGUAGAAGCUUUGACGAUAAAGGAGACAUUGAUGGAGAGGAUCAGGUUUGUGUUUCAGAAAUAAGCAUAAUGAGUACCAGAGGUUUCAGUACUGAAAAACAAGGCCUUCCAACAUUGCAACAGGAUGAAUUUUUAAAAUCAGUUCAAUCAAAGCCUUGGAGUUUGGCAGACUCAGCUGAUAAUUCAGAAGCCAGUAUGAGAGAAUGUAAAACUGAGGAAAAACUUGAUUUGUUUACUUCUAAGUGUGCUGACCUAUGCAUGGAUUCUAUUAAAACUUCUGAUGCUGAUGAUGAAGUUGGUUCUUCCAAAGAAGAAAGUAAAAAGUUUACCGAUUCCCAAAGCCCCAGCAUUGAUCCUACAGAAGAAAAUGUUCUGGAUGAUUCUUUAAGUGUAAAAAAUGGUGACAGUAGUAAUGACUUUGUGACUUGCAAUGAUACUAACGAGGAUGAUUUUGGUGACUUCGGCACAGCCAGUGGCACAACUCCACCUUUUGUUACUGGUACCCAAGAUUCAAUGAGCGAUAUCACUUUCGAAGAGUCCUCAGAGCACUUUCCACAUUUUAGUGAACCAGGUGAUGACUUUGGAGAAUUUGGGGAUACAAAUGCUGUUUCUUGCCAAGAUGAAAUUCUAUUUACUGAGUCCGACCUAAAACAGACUUCUGAUAGUUUAUCAGAGGAAUGUAAGUUGGUGGGAAAGUCUUCUGGGACAGGCACUGAUACUGUUUCAAAACUGGAAAUUGAGCAAGAAGGUGAAUUUGGAGAUUUUGAUUCUGUGCCAAAUAUUCGAGAGGACCGCAGUGCUUUUCAAGACUCUGAUGAUUUUGCGGACUUCAGUUCAGCUGGGCCUAGCCAAGUUGUAGAUUGGAAUGCCUUUGAGGAUGGACAGAAAGAUAGUUGCUCUUGGGCUACUUUUGGAGACCAGCAGGCUGCUGAAUCUCACCAUCGAAAGGAAGCCUGGCAGUCACAUAGGACAGAUGAAAAGAUUGAUACUCCAGGAACCCCCAAAAUGCACAAUGUCCCUUUAGCAACUUCCAAAGGAGCAGUUGCUGGUGGCCAUUUACAGGAAACAGCCACUUCAGUUCAGACAGCUUUACUAAACCGCCUGGAGCGAAUUUUCGAAGCAUGUUUUCCUUCAAUAUUUAUCCCUGAUACUGAAGAAGAAGUUACUUCCCUGAAGCACUUGCUGGAAACAAGCACCUUCCCAAUAAAAACAAGAGAGGCCUUAGCUGAAAGUGGGGAACUGCUGGAUGUGUGGACCGAGCUACAGGACAUCCACGAUGCACAUGGCUUGAGAUAUCAGUGGGGUGGCUCCCAUAGCAACAAGAAGCUUUUGUGCUCCUUGGGAAUAGACACCCGAAACAUUCUCUUCACGGGUAACAAGAAGCAGCCUGUUAUAGUGCCCAUGUAUGCAGCAGGAUUGGGUAUGUUAGAACCCACCAAGGAACCAUUGAAACCACUAUCUGCUGCAGAAAAAAUCGCUUCCAUUGGUCAGACAAACACCAUGUCACCAGAAAUGAACACAUGUACAUCUGACCAAUUUCAGGAGUCUCUACCACCCGUCCAGUUUGACUGGAGUAGCAGUGGCCUUACUAACCCUUUAGAUGCUAGUGGAGGUUCCACUCUUCUGAACCUUGAUUUCUUUGGGCCCGUGGAUGACAGUAGCUCUAGCAGCAGCACCACAAUCCCAGGUGUGGAUCCAGAGUUGUAUGAGUUAACAACUUCUAAGCUGGAAAUCUCCACCUCAAGCCUCAGAGUGACUGAUGCAUUUGCAAGACUCAUGUCCACAGUAGAGAAGACAAGCACAUCUACCAGGAAACCGAAAAGAGAAGAGCACCUAAGUGAAGAAGCCAUCAAGGUGAUCGCUAGCCUUCCUGACUUAACGUUCAUGCAUGCCAAGGUGUUGAUGUUCCCAGCCACGUUAACACCUUCCACAAGGUCCCAAGAGAAAGCAGACUGAUAACCGAUGUGAAUUGGACACUUUCAAUUGCUUUUCCUUUCCUCCAGCCCUUCCCUACUAUCAAAAGCAUACCUGCUCUAAUUAAAAAAAAAAAAAAAAAUUCAGCUGAUUUGUUGGUAAGCCGCACUAGAAAGGUAUACAUAGUAAUGUAUAUUUAUUUACAUACUGAAGUCCUAAAUUUAUAUUAGAAAAAAUGUAAAUAAUCGGGGGUGAACAUUUUUGAAGAUUUAUUCUUUUUGUGUUGCUGGGGUGUAUACAUUUAUGUCUUUGUGAAAUACACUGGUGGUGUCCUUCUUACAAAACUUUUGAAAUAAAAAAAAAUUAAAAACUCAAAUCUCCACUGUCUGUGAAAUCCCCUUCAGUCUUUUCAGAUUGCAUUGAAUGUUCUAUUAAUUUUUCAUAUCAUAUGUUGAAUUACUUUUGCUAUCAUAAAUAAGCUCCAAAGUGUCCAUUUAAUUUUUUUUUUUUUUUCCAAUUUUACGUGUGGUGGGUUUGUUUCAGAUCUGGCUUUUUUUAACAUUUUUGUGCUUUUUUUUUUUUUUUUUUUUUUUUUUAAUCUUUUCAAUCUGGCAUAUUGCUAUUUGACCUUUUGCGAGGUACUUAAUUGACUGCUGUUUUGUUGUAGGGUAUGGAUCAUUGUCAGAACUUGAUUGGAGGGGUUUAAAGAGAUUGUGUCUGUUUUAAAUCAGUUUGGUUGGAGAAGGACCAAAUUAUAUGAAUGUCUUACAAUGAAAUUUACUUGUUUUAAUGAUUUUGUUUUAUCGUACCACUAUUUUUUGAGGAUUUUGCACAGUGUAAAAUGACAUAAUCAUAGAUUGCUAUGGUUUAGGCUGUAUAUACAGUAAAAACUAUGGGUUUUAAAUGUUUGGGGAAAUUCCUAUGGAAAAAAGAAAGACAUGUAGAGGAACCUCUAACAAGGUGAAUGUGCAUGCCCAGGUCUUUUGAGAUUUCAGUGUGUAAAUUUCCUUUUAGCUUACACAAAAAUAAAAUAAUUUAAAAGAAA